AUGAAACAACAAAAAUUUAUAAAAUUGACUCCUCCAACUGUAAAAUUAGAGGAGAGAAUAGGAUAAAAAGCUGGGCUAAGACCUUAUAGAAAAGGCGGUGUAAGAUUAGAAACUGAAAUGAUUGGGGAUAAAAAGAUAGUCCAUAAUUAUGGUCAUGGAGGAGGAGGAGUGUCUGUUGGAUUUGGAUAUAGCUUAGAAGCAGUGGAAAUGUUCGAAAGAGAAACUAUGGUGUAUCCAACAAAUAGAAAUGUAGCAGUGUUAGGUAGCGGGUAUAUUGGAUUAUAUACAGCUUAUAUUCUUUCCAGAAAAGGAUACACUGUCACAAUAUAUUCUGAUAACUUUGUAUCUUCUUCUUCUUUAUCUUAAUUUGAUCAGACAGACUCUUUCCCUAUUACAUCAUAAGUAGCAGCAGGUAUAUGGAUUCCUAGCUUUUAUGAAUACAAUAGUACACCUAAAAUUAAACUUCUACACGAGAAAUGCUCUAGAAUCACUUAUAACUUCUACAAAGAUUGUAUAGAAAAUAAGAAAUUCAAAGGCCUAAGCUAUAGAACUGUAUAUUUUGUUCCUCCUAUUAAAGAAAUUUAGAAUUGUAUUCCAAAAGAUAUAGAUAUGAAAUAUCAAAACGUUUUAGUUACCUUUGAUGAAAAACAUUUUAUUGAAUGUUAUUCUUUUCAAACAAUCCUCACAGAUGGAGACAUAUUCCUACCAGAGUUUAUAUCAGAGCUAGAUAGGCUUAAAGUUAAUUUUGUCAAAAAACACUUUGAUCAGAAGGAGGAUUUAUUGCAGCUGAGCGAAAGCUAUAUCUUUAAUUGUACUGGUUUACAAUCUAAAUUCCUUUUUAAUGAUAACAAUCUCUACCCUAUAAAGGGGCAAUUAGCAGUUUUCAAGCCAAAUAAAGAAAUUGACUAUUUUUUUAUUGAAGACCUACCAAACGGUGAUAGACUUGUAUUAUUCCCACUUUCAAUUGGUUUGACUUAUGGACAUUUUGCAUCAGACCAUGAUUACGACAAUAAACCUAAAAAGGAAGUUAUAGAUAAAAUAUCAUAAAAUGCAUAUAAUUAUUUCAAAUAAUUUGCAUAACCAAAGCCUUCUUUGUGA
Tetrahymena thermophila SB210 is the source of this 1098-nucleotide messenger RNA. RefSeq names its product FAD-dependent oxidoreductase. Lineage: Eukaryota; Ciliophora; Oligohymenophorea; Hymenostomatida; Tetrahymenidae. The record is from RefSeq and is a predicted model, not a curated record. The transcript has a single exon. Gene Ontology annotation, molecular function: FAD binding; D-amino-acid oxidase activity.